Phaeoacremonium minimum UCRPA7 is the source of this 645-nucleotide messenger RNA. RefSeq names its product putative cas1 appressorium specific protein. Lineage: Eukaryota; Fungi; Ascomycota; Sordariomycetes; Togniniales; Togniniaceae. The record is from RefSeq and is a predicted model, not a curated record. The coding region runs from base 1 to 645 and encodes 214 amino acids. The transcript has 2 exons.
AUGCUCUUCAAGGCACUCCUAUUUUCUCUCAUUGUUUCUCCCCUUGUUACCGCCCAUGGCAAGGUUUCGGUCAUCACUGGAGAUGCAGGCGGCAACACAACUGCGUUGGCUAUCCAGGGAGGCAUUGUGCCAGGGCCAGGCAAGAACUCCGUCACGGAGGUUGACACAACUGUCUUUCGCAAGACGAACAUCUUAAGUGAUGGCCUGGGGAGAACCACUGGCCAGGGUGCCAACAAGGUCAAGAUGCUGGCACAGGCUAUUGCUCUAUCUGGCGAUACUCUACCGCAGGUUUCUGACAAUGGGACAAUCUCGGGCGUCUUCCAUAUCGUCACUACGGACGGUGCCGGUCCCGUCAAGGCAGUUCUUGAUCCUACUGGCACAGGCGCAUUCUCCCAAGUAGCCAUGGGCAUUGUCAAACGUGCAGCAAACGUCAACGAGGACUUCCCCGUGGAGUUCUCCGUACCAGCAGGCACAACAUGUAGCGGCACGAUUAAUGGUAUCAACAACGUUUGCCUUGUCAAAAUCGCAAACAGCAACAAAGCCGGCCCCUUUGGAGGGGUGGUUGCUAUUCAGAUGGCCAGUCAGGUUGGCUCAAAUAAUGACACUGCCGUGUCAACGAAGUGUGGUCGAGCUUUCAUCGCAUAG